Molecule: messenger RNA, 2799 nt
Organism: Populus trichocarpa (black cottonwood)
Lineage: Eukaryota; Viridiplantae; Streptophyta; Magnoliopsida; Malpighiales; Salicaceae
Exons: 9
Coding region: 1-2799 (932 amino acids)
Molecular function (GO): catalytic activity
Source: RefSeq, a predicted model, not a curated record
AUGGCCAAAAACAAAAAGCGAUCGAAGACCAGUUCUUCAAAUGGUAAAGAUCUUCUACAUGAUUAUAGCCCUAUUCCUGAACGUGACAACGCUAUAAUAGCUCUAGAUGAGCCUUUGGCUUCCCUUCCUAAUGUUGUUCCUCAGGCCAACACCCCGGAUCUGCACACCCUCACUGGUGGUGAUGGAUUUGAUGCUGGUACUUUGAAAGAUGGAGUUUUGGUGGGUGGAUCCUCCCCUGUCAUCUCUCCUCUUCCUAGUCCUGGUCAGUCUACAGAACCUGCUAAUGGACAAUUGAGAGACAUUUUCUCAUCAAACCGAAGCACUUCUGGGUGGUUGAUUUACAAAUUUAACAAUGAAGAAGACAAGCUCUCCGUCCUCAGUGGUGGUUCUUACCUGGUUUACGGGAGACCUUUGGUUUUGAAAUCCACGCCGGAAUAUUUUGAUUUUGCCUCCAGUGAAAUGACUACAGUGUCGGUUUGGGUUAAAUUUCCAAAUCUUCCCCUCAGAUGUUGGUCCGCCACAUGCUUAUCUAAAAUAGCUAGUGUAAUUGGUAAGCCUCUUCAGAGUGAUAUGCUGACUUCUAUCAGAUCUAGACUUUCUUAUGCUAGAGUUUUAAUUGAGCUGGAUUUGAUGGUUGAUCUUCCUCCUUCAAUUAAUAUUACUCUACCCAACAUAGUAGAUUUGGUGCAAAAGGUUGUAUAUGAAACCCUUCCAAAAUUCUGUAAACACUGUCGAGUCCUUAGGCACACAACUUCAGCUUGCUCCAAGGCACCUGCUAAUGUUGAAAAAUACAAGAUGGAUCAUGUGGGCAAUGCUACCCGUGGAAAAGAAGCCUCUGUUAUGGAAACUCCUCUGGAGCCUACACGAGAGGGAAAGAUGGUUGAGGAGCAUACUCUUAAUCCAAUGCUAGCUGAAGUUUCUGUUGAUGGGUGGGAAACUAUCAAAAGCAGGAAAAAUAACAACAAAAAGCAAAGGCCUCAAGCUAGAGGGCCGGUUAUAGGGAGCAACAGGGUUGAGAACCAGCUAGCCUCCUAUAAGGGCAAGGAAUUAGGGCUUAAUAGCCCUCUGAAACAGCAUGAGGUUGCCAGCCUCAUGAAGAGAAAUAAAAUAGAUGUCUGUGGUCUUUUAGAGAUGAAGUUGUCUUCUUCCAAGGUUGCCUUUAUGCAGAAAUUUCUGCUAAAGAAUUGGAAGUUUGUAAGUAAUGCUGAGAUUGCCAAUACUGCGAGAAUUGUUUUAUUGUGGAAUCCUUCCACUAUUAGUAUUGAGGUUAUUAAUUUAUCUGCCCAAGCUAGGAGAGCUCUCUGGGAAGAUCUAAAGAGGUGGUGUCCUUCCUCACCAUGGAUUGUUCUUGGUGACUUUAACUCUAUUUUAUCCCAGGAUGACAAACAUGACAAACAUAAUGGUGAACCUGUCUCUAGCUAUGAAGUCCCUGAUUUUAGGGAGUGCUGUGCUGACCUUGGGCUUGCUGAUUUGAAUGCUACUGGUUGUCACUUCACCUGGUCCAAUGGCAGUGUGUGGAGCAAGAUUGAUAGAGUUAUGGUGAAUCCCUUAUGGUUCAGCUCACAGAUGCAGACUCAUGUUCAUUUCUGCACUCUUGGGGCUUUCUCAGAUCAUUCUCCAACUUCAAUCAAGAUAGGGUUGAGACCUCUGCCAGGCAAGCGGAACCUUAAAUUCUUCAACAUGGUGGCUAGAGCUGAAGCAGAUUUGGAUCGCCAUCAAACUCUCUUACAGAUGGAUAGAGAUAACAACCAACUCUUGACACAAGAUAAGCUGCUCAGAUUGACUCUCAUUAAUCUUAAGUCUACAGAGAAGAUGUUCUUCAGUCAGAAACUCAAAAAUACUUUCUUUAAGGAAAGUGAUAAGGGCACCCAUUUCUUCCAUUCUUUAAUGAAUCAUACUCACAAGAGAAACUACAUUUCAACUAUUCAACGUCCUGAUGGUAUGCUCACUACAUCGAUAUCAGAAGUUGGAGAAGAAUUUAUCAGAUACUAUCGGAGCGAGCUUCUUGGAACCUCAAAACAUACUACUUCCAUUGAUGUAAAGGUGGCUCUCAGUGGUCCCUGUAUUAAUGCAGGAUCCCAUUCUUUUCUUCUAGCUCCGGUGUCUAAUGAUUCAAUUAAGGAAGCCCUUUUCAGUAUUGGUAAUGACAAGGCCCCUGGCCCUGAUGGUUACUCGUCCCUUUUUUUCAAAACAGCUUGGGACAUGGUUGGCAAUGAUUUAUGUGCUGCUAUACGUGAUUUUUUUGUUUCUGGCCGACUCUUGAAGCAAGUAAAUCACUCAGUAAUAGCUCUUAUGCCCAAGUCUGAUAAUGUCACCUUUGCUGCUGACUUCAGGCCAAUAUCCUGCUGCAAUGUUAUUUAUAAAGUUAUCUCUAAAAUCCUGGCAGUGUGCUCUCUUGCUUGGAUUUUUGUGGCUCUGGCUGAUGAUUUCCACGUCCCUGCAUGGAAGAGCUCAUGGUUUGCUGUUGGUUCUUUGCCUAUGGCUGAAUGGUGUUUACGUGAGCUAAGUCUCUACAUGGUAUCUGCAUGGUUUGAGUUGAUUCAGCGUGGUCCCUUCGUCCCUAUGUGCAUGAGCUGCUGUCUUCUACUCUCGGCUGGUGGAAGAUGGCUUGUGGUUCUCUUAGCUGGAAGUGAGCAAUUUUGGGUUCUCUUUAUAAUACUACGUGUGGCUGCUGUUGGCCUUAGGGCAGGAGGAAGAAUCUCACAGGCACUUAUUCUUUCUUUGUGCUUGGCCAUGUCAAUUGUGGACUAUGAUCAAAGCCUGGUUGCGGAUAACCAGGAAUAUGAAUUCCCUUUCUAG